This is a messenger RNA of Fusarium poae, 312 nucleotides long. RefSeq lists its product as uncharacterized. The record is from RefSeq and is a predicted model, not a curated record. The coding region runs from base 1 to 312 and encodes 103 amino acids. NCBI's taxonomy places the organism in Eukaryota, Fungi, Ascomycota, Sordariomycetes, Hypocreales, Nectriaceae. The transcript has 2 exons.
AUGCCAGUCUUCGGCAAAAGAGAACCGGCAGACAAGAGGGGAUUGUACGAGAGAAUCCGUGGGCCUUCAAAGGAGGAAGUCGAGACUGCUGUGAGAGAGCACUUUGGCCUCAAAGAAGGACGAUACGUUGAGACCCGAUACUCUGAUCAACAGGAGACGAUCCAAACACCAUGCGUGGUCUUUCUGAUCGUUGGAAAAUUUGAUGUGGGCGGAGAGACAUGCGAUGAGGUCUACAAAGGCUAUACCAUUACUGACGAGAGUGCCAUCAAGCUCUGGGACCAUUCUGCCGUUGUUAUCAUGCCGCUUACUUAG